AUGCUCAAAGAUUUCCUCAAAGAUGAUUCUUUUUCGUGUUCAUCAAAUAAUUUACGAUUAUUUCCGAGAAAAAGUCCAAGAAAAUCAAAUGUAAGGAACAAACCCUCUCCAAUACUUCUUAGAAGUGGAUCAAAAGCUGCAGCAACCACAUUUUAUGCACUCAACAAAGUCAUUAAGGCUGUUAAAUUCUUCCCAUUUGCUUCUGUGAAAUCUCCACUAGUUUUACCAAGAAGCAUUUCCAGUAAACUCUCCAGAAGAACCAAAAACAGAAACGAAAAUUUCCCACAAGUGUCCGUUAAAGUCAAGGACAUUUUACGGUGGAGAUCGUUCAAGGACUUGGCGGAAGAAAAAGCUAUGCCUUUGGAUUUUUCUUCAUCGUCCCCUAUUUGGUGUACAACAACAACCACCACCACCACCACAGGAUCUACUAGUACUACGACCUCAUGCAGCAACAGAUCCAGUUGGUGUGACAGUGACUUUACCGCAGCCGAUUCACCGUCCUGGGGUGGUGAAAAGGGGAGUAAAUCAAGAAGGAAUCCAGAGGGGGAGUUGUCAUUCGGAGAAGCUGAGCAGCAUAGCCCAGUUUCAGUUCUUGAUUCUCCAUUUUAUGAAGACGAUGAAUCCAUAUUUCCUAUUCAUCCAACCUUUGCCAAGACAAAAUGCAUGUUCAUGCAAAGACUUCAACAAUCCGAGAGGCUUUUAGAAUUGGAAAAUCUUGGAGAGAACCGCGAGGAUAAUUUGCUGUUUGAUUUCUUUAAGGCUAAAACUAAUGGAGAGUUUGAUGAUUGUGAGAAUACUGCAAAACCUUCGAUCAACGGAGAAUACGAAGAUUGGGAGGCGCAGGACAUGAAGGAGGUCUGUGUUAAAGAUAUGGAGAGGGGAUUGGACUGGAAAGAGUUUAAAGAGGAGCAUGAAGAAAUGGCAAUGCAGUUGGAGAUUCAACUCUUAAGUGAUUUGUUUGAGGAGCUUUUGGACGAUAAGUAA
Messenger RNA from Fraxinus pennsylvanica, 984 nucleotides. Lineage: Eukaryota; Viridiplantae; Streptophyta; Magnoliopsida; Lamiales; Oleaceae. The record is from the annotation of a GenBank genome assembly.